UUAAAUCAUUUUAUUUACUUUUCCAAAUUAUUAUCGCAUUAUCGCCCGAACGAGUUGCACAAUCAACGCUAAACGAUUUUAAUUCCUUAUCACUUCGAUUAAUACUUUAAUAACCGUUCCAAGGAAAAGAGAAAAAAAGGUCGAUCGAUUGGUUUCCACUUCUCUAUAUUAUAAUUCCUAAUAUAGAAAACCUGUUUAUCUAUUAAUUAACAGACAAGACAUCCCGAUGGUCGCGGAAGGAACGGGACAGAUCAAAGUGAACCUUGACCAGCCCAGGUAUGAUCAAAACACUUAUACAGGACGGGCCAGGCAUUUCUUCCUCACCACCAAUCCCUUGAAUAUUUUCGCCACGAACCAGCAGCUCGAAGAUGCCAGGGAAAUCGUACGGAAAUACAGGUCCGGCGAGAACGUCCCGAACAUCGACGAGAACGCCCUCUGGAAGGCGAAGAACCUCUACGAUUCCGCCUUCCAUCCGGACACCGGCGAGAAGAUGAACAUUUUAGGCAGGAUGUCCGCCCAGGUGCCCAUGAACAUGCUCAUCACCGGCGGCAUGAUCACCUUCUACAAGAGCACCCCGGCCGUCGUCUUCUGGCAAUGGCUCAAUCAAUCCUUCAACGCUUUGGUCAACUACACAAACCGAAGCGGCGAUUUGGCCCAAAGCGACACCCAGAUUCUGACGUCGUACGUUUGCGCCACCGGCGGCGCCGUCGGGACGGCCCUCGGCCUCAACAGUCUGACAAAGAGAAUGCCCCAGUUGAUAGGCAGGAUGGUGCCUUUUGUGGCUGUAGCGGCAGCGAAUUGCAUCAACAUACCCAUGAUGAGGGCGCAGGAAUUGAAAGAGGGAACGCCUGUGUAUGAUGAGCAAAACAACAAGCUGGGCUACUCCAAAGCGGCCGCUCAGAAUGGGAUCGUUCAGGUGACGUUCAGCAGGAUUUUCAUGGCUCUGCCGGGCAUGGUUAUAACGCCGGUGAUAAUGAAUUCGCUGGAGAAGAAGGGAUUGUUGCGCAGACACCCGUGGCUGGUGUUGCCGGCCUCCGUCGGGGCCUUGGGACUGUGCUUGACAUUCGCCACGCCGUUGGCCUGCGCGUUCUUCAAGCAAAAGGCCAGCAUUCCGUUCGAGCAAUUGGAGCCCGAGUUGAAAGAAAGCAUAAAGAAGAGUUCGAAGCGCGUCCCGGUCGAGGUUUAUUUCAAUAAAGGUUUGUAAGCCCGACGAAGCGAUGGUAGUGAAUUGAAGUACUUUUAUGGAGAUUAUAUUUUGAUAUUGCGAUGGAUAUCACACUGCCAUUUUAUUGCAUUCCUUGUGGAUCCCGUACAUUCCGAAUCUCGAUGAUUUAUUCUUACAAAAAACGGCAAGGUAAUACUAAUGCAUUAAAAGACAAUAAUGUAAAUUAGAGAUUAAUUUGUUGUUUAAUUAUAAUAUGUGAUUUUUUUAAACUUGUACAAUUU
Messenger RNA from Phyllotreta striolata, 1446 nucleotides. The record is from the annotation of a GenBank genome assembly. NCBI's taxonomy places the organism in Eukaryota, Metazoa, Arthropoda, Insecta, Coleoptera, Chrysomelidae.